AAUGAGUCAAAACCGGAUCCACACCCCAGUUGGGCCUCCCGCUCCGCACAAACGUGGCGGUAUCUCGAGAAUCAGAGAGGGUCGGUGGGUCGGUGCAGAUUGAUGAAUUGAUCUUCGAUAUCCGGUGGAGACUUGAAACCCAAACCUGGCUUUUACUCGGCCCUUCUCUCUGAGAACACUUGACAGAACUCUUUUUUCACACAUUCUCUCUCUCUUCUAACCAAAAGCCCAAACAUGACCUCAAUUACUCCGCCCCAACCCCAUUCACUUUCUUCCCUGCGCACCACCUCGUCCGCCGCCGCCUACCACCACCGGCUGCCAAGUUGCCUGCUCUUAUCUCAUCGGAACCCUGGACUUGCCCUUGACUUCACCUCCGCUUCAAGUUGUUUCCACCGCCUCUUGAGAUCCCGCAGAUCCUUCGCCGUCGCCACCUUGAUGGCCAAUUCGGUACCGCCAAGAAGUGGAGUAUAUACUGUCGGUGAUUUCAUGACCAGGAAAAAGGAUUUGCAUGUGGUAAAGCCUACAACAACUGUAGAUGAAGCUCUGGAAACUCUAGUUGAAAACAGAAUUACUGGUUUCCCUGUGAUUGAUGACAACUGGAAAUUGGUUGGCCUUGUUUCGGAUUAUGACUUGUUAGCAUUGGACUCCGUAUCAGGUGGUGGACGGACUGACAUAAGUAUGUUUCCAGAAGUUGACAGCACUUGGAAAGUAUGUAAGAGCCAUCUUUGUUUAGAAACAUUCAAUGAGGUGCAGAAGUUGCUCAGUAAAACCAAUGGGAAAGUGGUUGGUGAUUUGAUGACACCUGCACCAGUCGUUGUUCGUGAAUCCACCAAUCUCGAGGAUGCUGCUAGAUUAUUGUUAGAAACAAAAUAUCGCCGACUUCCAGUUGUAGAUGGUGAGGGAAAACUGGUUGGGAUUAUUACAAGAGGAAACGUCGUUAGAGCUGCCCUUCAAAUAAAACAUGCUAGUGAAACCAAAGCAUGACAUCCAGGAAAACACUUUUAAUCCUGAAGAAUUCACUGCAUUUGAAUUCGGCAAACAGCGAUAGUACUUCCAAUUUUUUCAAUCAAAGAGAGUGAAGGAUCUCCAUUGUUGUAAACGUACAAUUUUGGGUUAUGCAUGUAUAAAACAUCAUUGAUUCUUCCUUACUAAAAUUAUAUGGAGAGAGAGAGAGAGAGAGAGUACUUGUUGGGGCCAAAGUUGUUAUCCUUCCUAACAGAAUGGAAAAUAAAAGGCAGGAAAAUACUUUUUCCAUAGCAUGAUAGAAGCUUUUGUAGGAUUAUUAUAAAUGUUGGUGGUUUUUGUGCAUUUGAUGUGAAAGCUACGAGGCAUUUAUUUAAGUUAGCUUUCCUUAUACAUUUCUCAAUUAUUCACUUUUUAUUUAGUGUUUAGCGUGUUAGCGAGUGCUCUAAUGGAAUCUGUUAAUAACACUCAUGUAUAAGUCAUUUAUUUCUC
Molecule: messenger RNA, 1455 nt
Organism: Camellia sinensis
Lineage: Eukaryota; Viridiplantae; Streptophyta; Magnoliopsida; Ericales; Theaceae
Gene: LEJ2
Product: Cystathionine beta-synthase (CBS) family protein
Source: RefSeq, a predicted model, not a curated record